Molecule: messenger RNA, 2524 nt
Organism: Drosophila innubila
Lineage: Eukaryota; Metazoa; Arthropoda; Insecta; Diptera; Drosophilidae
Product: F-box/LRR-repeat protein 20
Exons: 3
Coding region: 82-2118 (678 amino acids)
Biological process (GO): SCF-dependent proteasomal ubiquitin-dependent protein catabolic process
Cellular component (GO): SCF ubiquitin ligase complex
Molecular function (GO): protein binding
Source: RefSeq, a predicted model, not a curated record
AGUGGGAGGAGGUAGUUUGGGUGCUAUUUGGUGUGCUACUACUAAAUAAGGACUUGAAUUGUUAGUCAUAUUAGCUGAAGAAUGUCGUCCUUGGAUUAUUGCCUUUACAGUUAUGGUGAACUGCCAUUAGAGAUUGUUCUACACAUAUACAAAUACUUGGGCUAUACUGAUUUAUUGGCAGCUGGUGCCACUUGUCAUCAAUGGAGGAACGCUUUAUAUCAAACGGAGUUUAUUGAACGGACCCGGGUGCGAUUCACCAAAUGUGUCCUUUCGGAUCAGCAUAGUCCUGCAAUUGAUUUGCUGAAAUGCGAAAGGAGCUUUCGUCACUUUCUGUUUGAGGAUGUCACCCUGGGACAGGCGCAUAAAAUGAUGGCGUUUAUUGGCCAGUCGGCGCAUUCAUUGAACUUGGACAAUGUGGACUUGAAUGAUAAGCAGUUCUAUGGGAUUCUACGCAUGUUGCCAAAUCUUCAAUCGCUUUCAGUCACGCGAUGUUUACCAUUGUUUAUGUCUGCUACCUUUUUGGAUUCAAACUCAUGUGAUUUGACUGAAAUAUCAGCACAUUUGGCCAGCAUACGGGAGCUGACAAUAUCACAAAAUCGUUAUCUCACGGAUGCAAUACUUGUGCGCCUCACUGCACUUAUGCCCAAUCUGGAAUUAAUUAAUAUGUCCGGAUGCCAAAUAUCAUUUCACAAUGCAAUCCACCGACGAUUUUAUCCCAACGAACCAAGUGCGCCCAGUGAGUCGGUUUUGACAUUUAAAUACAUUUUAUCCGUGCUCGUCCAGCAGCGAAAGAAGCUGCGAGUUCUCGACUUUAGUCACACAAUAAUCGGACACUCGUUGAUGGCAUUAUGUGAUCUCAGCCAACCUGAUGAUAAUGGUCGGCCUGGUCUGCAACUGGAGCGUCUAUAUUUGUCGGGUUGCCGACAGUUGAAUGUGGCAACCAUCAAGGGAUUCCUCUCCACACAAUCCCUGCUGAGUGUCCUUGAUUUGUCGGGAACUGUGUGUCUCAACGAUGACUGCUUGGUGACCAUUGCAGGCACAAAUCCCCAGCUGAAGAGCUUGAAGAUUAGCGCUUGUGCUGGCGUUACAAACAUGGGUGCUAUCCAUUUGAGGAAUUUAUCACGUUUGCAACACUUGGACAUUUCGAAUUGUGAUGGCAUAAGCAGUCCUGGCAUUAUAGAGGGUGUGGGACGUGAGCAGAAUACUGUGCUCCUCGAGCUUAACGUAUCAAACCUGACAAUCUGUGAAGAGGCUAUCAGAGCGAUAGCCAGAAAUCUGCGUGCCUUGCGUUCGCUUCACUUAAAUAAUUGUGUCAAUGGGGUCACGGAUGAUGUGAUGCAGCUCAUCAUAAGUCAGCUCUGUUGGCUACGCGAGCUGUCUCUUGAAAGUUGCUGCAGGCUAACCGACGCUGCAUUAACGGGCAUAAAUGUGUCCAAGCUGCAACUAAACAGGACAUCUUCUAUUGGCGAUAUGUACCCAGCGCCAGAUAGUUUCACAGGCUCAUUGCAGUCCAUUAAGAUCUCACUGCGCAGCAAAGCAGAGGAGGAAAUUGUACGCGAUGCCAAGCGAAAGCAGGCGAUGAUUGCGGCCUAUGAAAUGAAUCUCAUCAAUGAGGAGGAUUUUGAAGGACACAAUAUCCAAGCUUUACGUGGCCUGCGAUCCCUGAACUUGCGUGGCUGCAAUAAAAUAAGUGAUGUCUCCUUGAAAUAUGGCCUAAAACACAUUGAGUUGAAUAAGCUUCUGCUCUCGCACUGCCAACAGAUAUCGUUAUUGGGCAUGGAAUCUCUAGUUAACAAUUGCCCAUCAAUUGAGAUACUGGACUUGUCCGAUUGCUACAAUAUUAACGAUCAGGGUAUCAAGACUAUAACUGAAAAGCUGCAACGCCUUCGCUCCUUGGACAUCAGCGGAUGCAGUCAACUGACGGAUCACAGCAUCGAUGCGAUUAUUGUUAAUUGUCAAUGUCUACAGACGUUAUCCAUUUAUCGGUGUCGUAGCAUGUACACGGAUAUUGAGGAUCGUCUUUCCGGACUGCGUACAUUGCGCAAUUUAUAUAUGGACAAUAUUAACAGCAUUGACAAUGCCGAAUUCUUUCGUUUGAAGAAACGUCUCGAUUGCUGAUAUAUUGCGGCUAUUUUCGUUGUAUUUGUGCUUUAUUAUUUUCAAUUGUACAAUUUUCGCUAGUCAAGAUAUCCAAGUCCUUAACACUUGUAUAUAAAUCGCACAAAUUUGAAUUAGUGGCAAUCGCAAUCCCAUUAAAAUCCAUUUGGAGUUGACAUAAUUUUUAAGCUAAAUAAAAUUUACUUAGUAGCUGUGAUUUUUUGCAAAAAAAAAAAAAAACCCAAAUGAAAAUAAUAAUAUAAUUCAAUUUGUGAAUUAGGUGUUGUGUGUCUCGAGUUACAUUUUUUAUUGUUAAUAUUUAUUGUUAUUUAUAUAAUUCGUGUGACCUUAAAAAAUAUUUAAAUAAAGAAGACUGUCGUGUUUGCCUUCGGUAAAAAUGAAUCGAUUUAUUUUGAGUUUGAGUUAA